Actinia tenebrosa (Australian red waratah sea anemone) is the source of this 2161-nucleotide messenger RNA. RefSeq lists its product as uncharacterized. Gene Ontology annotation, molecular function: transmembrane receptor protein tyrosine kinase activity; ATP binding; protein binding. Lineage: Eukaryota; Metazoa; Cnidaria; Anthozoa; Actiniaria; Actiniidae. Gene Ontology annotation, cellular component: signaling receptor complex; plasma membrane. Gene Ontology annotation, biological process: cell surface receptor protein tyrosine kinase signaling pathway; protein phosphorylation; positive regulation of kinase activity. The record is from RefSeq and is a predicted model, not a curated record.
GCUAAUCUUGGACAAUUUUAUUUUUAGAACAAGACUAACCAUCGUAGGCGAAACAAAUAGUUUUCAUCACUGAGCUUCGUCAAGUCUUUGUGAUAUUUUUUCUAUAAGGUUUUYUCUUAGUAAACACUCUAGUCCGAGCGGGAUGAAGGCCGUACCUUUAACUGCAACCUGCUGUAUCACGGUGGUGCUUCCUAUCUUCUUCUUCACUGGGGUUGCUCAAGUCGUUUUUCGUGAUAAACAAGCAGUCGAAAAGGCACGAUGCUAUGCUCAUUGCCUGACAUUGUAUAAUUCAGGAUCUUCUAAUGUUGGUUGCCAUAGUGACGACUGUCGCCAGUGCGGCACUGCUUGCGAAAGGAUUUCUUCUUCUUUGUCUGAGUGCAUCAAUGCGUCAUGUCACAACUCUAGCAUCUGUCAGCAAAGCUGUAAAUAUAUUAACCAGACCAUCAAGAAAUGGGACAAUGUCCUCAAGGGUGAUGGCAGUCCCAUCCAAAAGCCACUGGCUCCCACGGCAUUAAAUAAAAACGUGACGUCAUUGACGCUGUCAUGGCAACCUGGUAUUCAGAACGUCAGUGGUGGGGUUGUUUAUUUACUUAAAAAGAAAGCUGUAGGUGAUUACAUAAACACCAACGAAUAUAUGAUGGUUUUUACUGAACCUUCUGCAGUAUUAACCACCAAGCAAGUAUGUCAGUCUGUGACUUCCGACCCAACUAUCUGGCCGAAACCCAUUUCAUUUUACUUCACUGUAGUUGCACUGACGGAGAAUAGCACCCUCGUUGAGGGGCCGCGAUCACAAGCUAUUGAGAUGACAAAACCUGGCCGAGUAAACUACAUCAGUUUUCCUGUGUUCACAUACGAAAAGAACUCUAGCGUCAAUAAGCUCAAACUAACUACAUCCAUUAUCCCGUCAGAUCUAUCAAGCUUGGCUACCAAUUACGGCAUCAGAUGGCAAGUGAGGGAUUUCUCCUGCCAGAGAAUUUCAGUUAUUCCAAGAAUAAUUAAUAAAAUCAAGGAUAUUUCUAAAGUUACUCUUGGACUUUAUGAAGAAUUGUAUCCAUGUCAACAUUCGUUUGAGGUGUACCAGCAAGUSGAGUGCGUAACUGGUUCUAUUAAAACCUUGAACUACAAGUAUCCAGGCUGUCAGAACAUACCCACUUUUGAUAGAGCACUUUGUAACAAGUUUGAUCCACCACCAACACCAGACAGCUCCAGAACUGUUGGUAACUUAACACACAGAGAUUUCCAGACUCAACCCGACUUCCGCUUCCGGCUGAACGUCACGUGGUUACCUCCAACCUAUUCAUACGCCCGAGCUGAAAACUAUAAUCUCAAUUACGGAGAUGUGAACAAAGUUCAUGAUUUUAUAUCUUCCAAACCUUGGAAUCCGGAAUACCGAAAGACUGGCAUUACAGCUACAUCCUUUGAUUUAGUAGAUCUUCUGCCAAAUAUCAAGUACAAAGUUGAAGUCCAACCCAAGUUUCCAGAAGGAUACAAAGUUAGGCCUGUAUCUAGUGAGCUUUUCUUUCAAACUCAAGCCCUGCCAACGAAGGAACUUGUUGUUCAAGAUGUUAACGUAUCACAAAGUUUCUCCAGCAGUGGUCAUUAUUCUUACAAUAUCUCAUGGAAAAGGCAUUUAUUCACUUAUGGGACAUUUCGAGGUUAUGCUUACAACGUCACGGAUGGGAAUGUUACUCGGAGUAACAUAACGAAUGACAGAUUUGUUGUUAUCGUAGGAGUGCAGCAUUCAGAAUCUCGAACCUUUGAGGUCAAACCGAUGUAUAACGAAAAAUGGAUAGAUGGARUUACCAUUACUAAGGUCAUAAGGUCACCUGAUCCAAUGGAAAAUCAGUUGAAAGUGAACUCCCUUAGUCAAGAGGGAGAAGCUGUAGAGAACAGAGAGAACAAUACAUAUUCGAUAGACGUGUCAUGGAAGCCUCCUUCCUUUCAGUACAAAUCGGUUGAACACUAUCGACUGUCAUAUUCUUUAUCUGGCUACCCAGAAUUCGCCUGUGAUCAGACCAAUGUUAAAGACAAUCGUUGUAGAACCGUUCUUACGGUAAGGCAGUAUAAAGUAUUGGAAAUAUUACAACUAUCAGUGAACAGUCUAGACAGGCCAUGUCAGUCAACAGUCUAGGCAGGUCAUGUCAGUCAACAGUCUAGACAG